Messenger RNA from Soboliphyme baturini, 1013 nucleotides. The record is from the annotation of a GenBank genome assembly. Lineage: Eukaryota; Metazoa; Nematoda; Enoplea; Dioctophymatida; Soboliphymatidae.
AUGGACGACUUCCGAGAACAGCUGAAAAGCACCGGCAAUAGCAGCGUCCGGCCCGAUAUGGAGCUGUAUGCGCAGAUAUCGUUUCGAGACAUGUUCAACCAGCCAAUUCCGUUUGUGACGCCGACCGCAUUCGUCGCCCUUGUGUGCUAUACGAACGACACGUUCGGUGUACCGUUUACGACUGACUAUCGUCGGGUCAACUGGGAUUGGCUGUACGAGUUCCCUUCAGGCAAAGAGUUCUGGGUAGAAGCAUACGAACGCGUGAGCAACCUGGCCCCCAAGUACUACUGCAAAAAUAAAGAUCGAUCAUUGUCGGUCACUAUGGAUACCGACUUGCAAUACGGAUUCUGUAAUACGUUGACGAGCUUCUCUGAUGGAUUGAAUAAAUGUAAAGUUGGUCAGUAUUGCUUGGUCGACAAGAGCGACGAUGACCGUUUGAAAUGUGUCGAUGAAAUACCAACCUUUCUGUGCGAGGCAAGCUUCAUGAUGUGGAAGUAUGCGUGCUAUCCUUUCGGCAGAUGCCUCCCGAUUUGUGAAAGAAAGAUGACCAAAUAUGUCGCUUACUUAUCCUCAAGUUCUUCUCCCCAAGAAUACCUGUCCCUCGUACAGGUGACCAUGGUCAACGGCGAGGAACAGCAAAUUCACUAUUACGCUGGCCAGUACGUCAAAGUCGCUCCAAACAAUGGCCACAGCUGGACAAGUAUCAAGUUUCGGCUGGCUGUGGCUAAGAGUGGACAAGGCUUGAACAUUACGUGUUACGUAUUGUGCAGGCCGAAGGAGAGCCACCAUGAUGACCGAAAAGUCGCCAAGAACCUGAUCAUUCAUUCACUGCUGAUAGACGAAGUGGAAUUCAAGGGCGCAGGUCGUCUAGUGUUCGACUUAGGAAUGCCUUGCUACCACGAAGAGAUAUUCCGCGUCGGUUGCUUCAUGAAGGAACCUUCGAUGCUGACGUACAUCAACGGGGUUUCGUUCGGUAAUUACUUUCUUUCAGGCGUCAUUCAUUUUCGAUGACC